Echinostoma caproni is the source of this 1197-nucleotide messenger RNA. NCBI's taxonomy places the organism in Eukaryota, Metazoa, Platyhelminthes, Trematoda, Plagiorchiida, Echinostomatidae. The record is from the annotation of a GenBank genome assembly.
AUGUGUUAUAUUUCAUCCACCACAGUGCCCACUUGUGGUCCCGAAACUGUGACUCAGUCUUCGCACAGGUAUCUGAACUCUGUCGGAUCCACUUCACUUAUUCCUAUCAAGCUGGGGACUGCUAAUCUACCGAUGAGUGGAGCACCCACCUCUCAUCCGAUUGGGAUGUACCUUGGGAUGGUUCAAACCCCUGUGUUACCAAAUGUUUCCGGCCUGGUCAGCAAACCAACCAUUUACCUCACCCCAAGUGUACUGUCGCUUACACAAGCGACAGAUCUCUUGUGCCAAACUGUUCCCACUGUAGCGUCUGCAGGUGCUGCAACUACACCAACCGUGUCUAUAACUAACCCCACUGGAGCUUCGGUAACCGACCCGGGACAACUGUUCGCGCAAUCGAAUUCGUUUGGUCCCGAGAGUCAAACUGUGCCCGCCUCAGGCUCGUUUCAUUCCGGUCAGAACGCUCUUCAGUCCACUCAACUCAGUUGUACUCCAUCCGACCACCUAUCGUCCGGCGAGUUACCCUCACUCUCUCAGAUUGAAAACAUGUGGCUUCGUAUUCGUGAACUGCGCCGAACACUGGCGAAGGCACGGGAAUCUGCUGCCAGUAGCAUCGCUGAAGGUGCGGAAUCGGGACAAGUUGCCGCUGAGAUCAAACAACUGGAAUCGGAACACGAGCGGUUAGCAACCCUGUUCCGUCUAGUCAUCAUCGAGCGAAUUGAUGCACUGGAAUCACAGGAUUCGGGUGUUUACACUAGCAGCUCAGAUGGAUUAAACGCGAAUCCAUCAUCAUCAUCCGCCGAUUUACAACUGGAACUCAAUCUCAUGUGUUCCUAUUUGCGUAAACUGGGCGGAGGUACGGUAACGCUAGAGAACGGGCCCACUUCUUGUUUCCGAGUUCGACGUGCUAGUUCUCCACUAUUGGACGCUAAAGCUGAUACAGGAUACAACCAUCUCACGCGUGCACCAAGUUGUAUAUCAGGCCCAAUCCAUGUGACCAUUUCGGGUCCGCUGACGUCCACUCCUCGCGUGGUACCAUUCCUAAGUCACGGUUCCCCUUCUGGUGAUGAAGCAUUUCUUUCCGGCUCUUGGCUGAAUGGAACUCACACGGCUCCUCUCAGUCGGAACCGUUCAUCUCCAAUGCAGCAUCAUCUAUCAGGGGAAGGCAUUCAAAUGGAUGACCUCCUCACACCGGGGUAA